AUGUCUUCCGAUUAUGAUGUUCACAUUAACAAUGAUGAUCACUUUCAAGCUGUGUAUAAAAGUUAUUCAUCUGCAUUUUUAACUGAUCGUAAUCGAACGAAUGUCGAAACUGGUGGUAAAAUUUUACUUCCACAAACAGCACUCGAACAAUUAGCUGAACAAACUGGUAUUAUGUUAUUUAAAAUAACAAAUCUUGAAAAUAAUCGUUCAACUCAUUGUGGUGUAUUAGAAUUUUUACCAGAUGAUGACUCUAAUUGUUAUUUACCAUAUUGGAUGAUGAAUUAUUUAUCAUUAGAUGAAGGUAAUGAAAUACAUAUUGAAUCUGUUCAUUCAUUACCAUUAGGUACAUUUGUACGUUUUCAACCUCAAUCAAAAGAUUUUCUUGAUAUAAGUAAUCCACGAGCUGUUUUAGAACAUGUUUUAAGAAAUUUUAGUUGUUUAACAAAAGGUGAUCUUAUAUCAAUAAAUUAUCUUAAUCGUAAUUAUGAAUUAUUGGUUUUGGAAUUAAAACCUUCAAAUGCUGUAUCAAUAAUUGAAUGUGAUAUUGAAGUUGAUUUUGCUCCAUCAAUUGAUUCUAUUGAAGAUAAAACUUGUUCAACAACAAUAAAUGAUGAACAUAAUUAUAAAAAUUCAUCAAUAUUUAUGCCAUUUUCUGGUCAAGGAAAUUAUUUAAAUGGUAAAGUAAAAUUAAAUUAUAAAGAACAACAAAAUAAUAUAGAAAUUUUACAAAAACGUGGAAUACCAAAUUAUAAUUAUAAAUAUGGUUUAUUACAAUUUCCACGUAUACCUUUACAUUCGAUAAAUAAUGAUAUAAAUAAUGAAGUAUUAGAUAAAAAUUCUUCUAAUAUAUUUCAACCAUUUACAGGUCAAGGAAAAACUCUUAGACAACCUCGAAAUUAA
Messenger RNA from Rotaria sordida, 900 nucleotides. NCBI's taxonomy places the organism in Eukaryota, Metazoa, Rotifera, Eurotatoria, Philodinida, Philodinidae. The record is from the annotation of a GenBank genome assembly.